GGGUGUCCCCCCACGCUUCGGGGCCCUCUUAACAAUUUAUUCCUCUUGCAUGUUUCCGCUUUUCCCAUUUACAGACUGGAAGCUGGUCUGUUACCAGAAAGAUAAAGGCAAGUCUGUUCUCUCCAGCGCAGGGAAGAUGGUACAGGUUUCUAAAGUGUUCGUAAAGGGUGCACAAACGUCAUGUGUAAAACUGGACCGUAGGGCCACGCGGUCGGGGCUGGAGGAACCUGCUGUCCCCAGCGGCGUCUUCUGCACCAGCGCUAGGACUGGAGGAGACGGUCUGUGUCUCUUCAGUGCUGUCCGGAGACAGGCCUCGAGACUCCUGAUGGAGGGCGUCCUGAAUGGACGGUGCUUAAGAUCGUUCUCUUCUGCGGCGCGGCUUGAUAGCCCGUCACGGAGUCUUGUUUCCCAAGGGGAAGACUGGGACAGACGGCCAGGGGCCACCCGGUUUUCCCCUAAGUGCGACAAGCUGGUGAGCUGUGGGUCCGUACACCUUCCCGUUCAGACGCCCCCCGCCCGCAUCCUCAAAGCACACGAAAGAGUAUCUGAGACACAGCCUCGAUUUCACGUGCCACGGGUCAGGUCCCCUCUCGGGGUCGCCGCUUCCCGUCGCAGCGGCAGUGGCGGCCGCCUGGGUCCCGCGGGGUUGCGGGCCGGCCUCGGCCUCUCGCGCCAGCCGGUCGGCACGAGCGCAGGGCGGUUCGGGCACCGUCGCGGCGGGCGCAGGGCAGGCGCAGGGCAGGACCAGCCUUCCCGCCCUCCCGCGUCUGCUGAGCGGCUGGGGCUCUCGGGCCGCGACAGGGCAGCCCGGGACGGGCGUCGGGGUCCUUAGUCUUGACCCUCCGGGGCCAGAUUCCGGGUUCUCGGGGACGCGCUGGGGAGCGCGCGCGCACGAGAGCCGCUGGGCGCGGGGCAGGCAGAGGCCGCGGGGGUGCGCGCGGCGGGGUCUCCCGCUCCCCGCGGGCACGCGCGCCCCGACGGGUGUCGUCAGGUGUCCCGAUGCUCUCGCGCCGCGACGCGCGGAGGGUUCUACGCGCACCUCCCACACUCGGCCUCCGCGAGCGCUGAGCCGGCAGGACGCGCGCAGGGCGAAGAAGCGCGUUCUCUGGGCCGCGGAAGGUCGUGCGCGAGGCGCGCUGCGAGUGCAACGGCGUCGGUCCAGACGCGAGUGAUGGAGCCCGCCGGGCGCUGGAACCUGAGUCAGGCCCGCCUAAGUCUGAGCGGAACCGCUGGCCGCCCCGUAACCCCGUCCCGGAAAGCGUCCCGGGCUGUGCGCGCGGGGGAGCCGCGGCCGCUCGCUGGGUCGGUCCCGCGCCGCCCGGGACUCCGGCUCCUCCGGUGCAGACGACGGGAAGUCACGGGGCCUGGUUCCCCUGUUGACCCGAACUCGCCCAGGAUAGAGUGUGUGCGAGCGUGCGUGUGUGCGUGUGUGUGUGUGAAUGUGGGUGGGUGCACGCACGUGUGGGCCCACAUCCGUAGGGAUGGAUGAAACAAAGCUGCUGACUCACGGCUUAGGAGACCCAGAGUCAAGUUUUUCUUACCCUGAAGCACUCGUGUGCAUAAAGGUACACGUCUUCUAAGAUCUUCUUAAAAGACCAGCAACGUUCGAGGAGAUGCCCCGCGCCCUGGACGUGCCUUGAAGCCACACAAGCCACAUGAGCUGCUCCGCACUGUGCCUCCGUUGGACAACAGUCUGUGUAGGGACAGACUUCCCGGGAGGGAGGUUUCUCCUUGCCCUUGCAAUCAUUUUAGGUUAUUUUCAUCCCAACCUCGGGCCUUAGCAUUGUAUAAUGCCUUUCAAGUUCAUACAAAAUAUGUGUAAAUUCUAUUUUAGCCUUAUUUAUACAUUCUCUUGUAUUAGUACUAGAAUUAGACUUCAUUUGGUGCACAGCAGUGACCAGAUUUCGUACCUGACAGUGGCACAUACUUUUUGGGUAGGUUCUUAACCUUUUCUACAACUUCCCCAUCUGAACGCCCAAGGCAGCUGCCAGUUGGAGGCCUGGGUGUGGAGGUGUAAAGGACCCCCGCCCUGCCCCAGGGGCCCCGGGGGCAGUUUGGGCUGGAGAGCACACAGGAAGACGGUCACCGGAGCGGCACUUUGGAGAUGAAUGGGAGACUUCGUGUUCUCCCGUGCCCGGAGGCGAUGCCGGGGUCCCCUGCGUGCCCCUUCAGAGCUAGCUUUGUUGCGGGGAGAAAAUUGUUCUAGAAAGAGAUGCUCACUUAUUCACUCGCUAUGCUUCCACCUUGAAAAUUAACUCCGUGUUUCUAAUAGUUUCAAAUUCUGUUUUGCUCUUCUGGGGAUGCGCCCCCUUUUUAACAUACGUAAGGCUUUAUACUUCUUGGCCUGUGGUGCCACGAGAGCCCACAUUUCCUAAGGUAACAGUCAAAGUAGAGCCGGCCGGGGGCACCUCCCGUCCUCCCCAGCCGGCGCUGCCCAGGGUGAGGCCUUCAGCGGACCGCGUUCCUCCAUUUGGAAAACUUGGCACCACUGCCGUUGCCAGGAGGCCUGGGUGGUGACGUUUCAUCCACCCGGAAAGGUUUUAAAAUCCAUCAUUUACAAAUGGUCGCUGGCAUCCGAGAACGACAGGUUACGCAGCGGCUCUCGGGGACAGUGUUGUGCUCUGCCCCCAGCGCUGCGGCCACCACCACCGAGUGCUGGUCCUGCUUCCCCUUCCCGAGUGCAUGCGUGGCCCAUCCCCAUCCCCUGCACGCCAGUCCCCGAGUCAACGGCUCAGAGACGGUGCUGCAGAUUUAUUCUCUGACUCCAACCGCCCAGACACGGAACGAUGCGCUUCUCUUCAGCGCCGAGGGGAAGCCGAAUUAGUAGAUAACGUUCUGUGUUAUUUGAGAAAAAGAAAACCUUCCAUAUAACAUGGAGUGGCUUCAAGAAGUCACUCCUAAACUCUCAAUUACAUGCAAAUGGAAACUAACCGUGUGUUCUUUAAUUCAGUAUUAAAAUGUUGCUUUUGCUUGUCCUGUAGAA
This is a messenger RNA of Lutra lutra (Eurasian river otter), 2983 nucleotides long. RefSeq lists its product as uncharacterized. The record is from RefSeq and is a predicted model, not a curated record. The coding region runs from base 50 to 832 and encodes 260 amino acids. NCBI's taxonomy places the organism in Eukaryota, Metazoa, Chordata, Mammalia, Carnivora, Mustelidae. The transcript has 2 exons.